AUGCCAAUUGCCCACACGAUCACUGUGAACGCGACCGCCAUUGGGCCCGCCGGUGUUCCGUUCGAACAAAGACACAACGAAAAGUCGCGAGAUUUUCGAGACAGGCGACAUAAUCUCCGCACAAGAACACGCAUACCAAGUGAGUAUUUUAUUAAUUUUUCUCUUGGAAUAAAUUUUAUACCGAAAUAAGACUAUGUCGGUCCGAUUAAAAAAACAUCAUAUUAUAGUGGCGACACGGUAUUAAUGAGAUUUUUUUUUCGUGCAAUAAUUUUAUCGUCAAAUUUAGUCUUUAAAAUUUUACACCGUUCCUGUUAUCUAAUUAAAUUUAGUUAAGACGAUAAUAGUACAACAAUUUAACAAAAAAAAAAAUACGGGAGGGAUAUAAUUAAAAAUAUUUGAGGGAUAUUUUUUACUAGAAAAAUUUAAUUUAAGAUAUUGGUAAAUGAUUAUAACACUGUAUACAAGUGUAUAUUUCCAAAUAAUGAGGACGAAUUCGAAUACGGGGACGAUUUCCGUUCAAUUUAGAUAAUCUCCAAUGGCUUCCUCAAAUAAAUAAAACCAAACAUCCAUAAUUAUAUAAAGUUACCAACUCAUCAUAUCCGCCAAUUAUAAUUAUUAUUAUUGUAAUAUUAUCAUCGGUUCGAGUGGCGAUCAAUAUCGCCGGAUAAUAUUAUUGGAGCAAUAUACCAAUAUUAUUGUAAUCCUUAAUCGUCAAAACUUGUGUAUUGUUGUUUACUGAAACCGCAUAUUUUCAAUUUCCACUCGUGAAUUUUCCCUCGUACAUUUGAACUAUAUUAAUACCUAACCAAAACAAAACAAAUAAAAACCCACCGCGUACAUCCAAGACAAAAAAAAAAGUAUUCGAUAGUUAUUUUAUAAUAUUAAUUUUAUCGUUCACAGCUGAACCACCAUACGAGUAUUAAAGGUAUAUGCCUAUAAUACGAGUAUUACGUUUAUUUUGAGUGCGUAGUUGUUAGUUUUACUAAUGUAAUUCCCUUUUUUCGCUUCAAGCGAAUACAAACUUAAAUUUUAGAAACCUAAAAUAAUACACGAUAUACUGAUUUUCCAAAAAAAAUUAGGUAUCUAUAGUGUGUGCGAUGUUAUAUUUUAAACAGAUACGCCAAAAUCACUGCAAAAACCGUUCUCAACAAACUUGCUAUAAUCAACUUAUUCGAUAACUGCAUUAUUAUUGUAGGACGUGGAUAUAAUAAUACAAUUGUUUUCAUGAGUUUAAACAUUAUACAUAUUAUAAUAUUUUAAAUUAACCAUAGAUAUUUAAAUAAAAUACGUACAGGUUUUAAUUGAUGACGGUUUUCCAAAUGAUGUAAAAUUUGAACACUUUUUUACAUUUUAAUGGCCACCUUAAUGAUAAUAAUUUUCCACUCAUUUAAGGGACGGCUGUUUUCACGAGCGUCACGGUCACUGCUGUAGACCAUGUAGGCUGUUGUAAACCGUAAAGCCCGACAAAACUAUAGAAAUUUCGUUCCACAAAUUUCAAUAUUGAAUACGAAUUAUUAUUAUUUAUGUUUUUUUUUAAUAGAAUAUGUUGGAAUUAUCUUUAUAGUAAGUUAAAGGCAAAAUGCUUUAAACACAAUUUUGAAAAUUGUUCAAAAAUACAAUCAAAUUUGUUUACAAUUUCUAGUAAAGAAAUAAAAUUUCUAACAUACCCUAGUACAGAACCCAAAGAAUUGAAUCAUAAUCCAUUUUCAACAUUGAAAUCUUUCAAACACGAUGUCUACUGUUUUCUAAGGAUUUGAGGUCUAAAACGACUAAAAUAAACAACCGUCAUUAAUUCCUUUAAUAUAUUAAAGUUAAACGAGAUUAAACAUCGUAAAAGUGCUACUAAAGUAAACAUUUAAAUACUUCUUUGAUUAUUUUUAAAUACCUAUAAUGCCUUAUAUGAAAUAUUUUAUUGACAAUAAUAUAAUAUACCCACCUACUGUGAUCAAUAUGGUGCGAUUAAAUAUGUAUAUUUUAUUACUUAUUUAACUUAUUUAUAAUAAUAGUGAAGUAAUAUUUGUAAAAAAUACAAUGAAUAAAUAUUACUUGCAAGACAUUACAAUAUAUACUAACAUAUUUUUUUUUUUAAAAGUAAAAACAAUGUACAUACUUAAAAACGUUGAAGAAAAAGAUAAGACGAUGUUUUAUUUAUUUGCUUAUUUUUUUGUGCACCUAAUUAUUUUUUAAUUGUAUUGCGAAUUUUAAUAACAAUAAUACUAUAUCUAGAAAAAUCCCAUUAAAAUAAUUUUAUUUUUAGUCAUAACCAUAAACUUAUUUUCCUGCCGUUUCGUUAAACACAGUUCUGCGAGAUUUUUUUUAUUUUUUUGUUUUAUAAUGCUAGCACCGGGUUGUUAAAUAAAUUUUGACACGCUGAGUUCAAAUUUGAAAACAGUUUAUCUCUAUCACGUCUAUGUUUUAUGCGACAUAACUAAUAAAAGGGUAAAAAAACAAAAAAUGUUUUGACAGUGUCUAUCGGAAUCAAUUUUAUUUUAAAAAAACGCAUUUGUAUAUGUAUAUAUAUAAUAAAACUAAACUAAUGCAUUAGGUUGAUCCAAAAAACUUAAUUACAAAAUUCAAAAUGUGUAAUAAUCUUUUUAAAUGAUCAGUAAAAAUAUUUUUGUGAAAUUUUUACUCGUUAACUAACUCAAUUCCCGUGUGGAAAAGGGAUAUUUAAAUGUAAAAAUUAUAAUCAAACUAAUAAAGAAUUAAAAAAGUGUAACUAAACGCGUGUCUGCAGUCGUUGCCGGUCAGUCAUAUGUGAACUUGGACGAUAUUUUUGUCUUUCGUGCCGUACAAGUGUGAAUCGCAACCUAAAUAAUUCCAUAUAAUCGAUUCACUUUCAAUCAUUUUAUAACAGAUCUAAUGUGCAAAUAAAAAUACAAAACAAAUUCUCAAAUUAUGAUUUUACGUAUUCGUUCUAUAAAAAAUUAAAGUGAUUAAUAAUAUGAUCAUAAGAUAGUUAUUGGUGCGAGCACCUUCGUGCAUUUAUAAUGUGAUACAAGUGUCGUAUUAAAUAUAUAAUAGAAACAAACGGAUUUCAGAUUUAAAUUGAGUAUUGAGUAUUAUAAUAUAAACAACAAAAAAAUAUACUUUGCAAAGAUGUGAAAUUUUUAGAUUCUGACAACUUAAAUACUUGGAACCAUGAUCGAUUACGAUUCUGUUAAAGACGUUUUUAUUUUGCGUAGUUUUUGGAUUUUUUUUUUCAUGUACCUAGUGAUUUACAAGCCGACCCUAUAUAGUUUUCAACGUACUACCAUUUUACCGAAUCUUAAAAGUUCGUUUUUUUUUUUUUUUUUAAAAGGCACCGAGUCGAACUUUUUUUUAUACAUACAUAUACAUGUAUAUAUAUUGUAUAAAUGCAAACACGGCUAUUAUUGAUUCAUACUUUCAAAACGAUAUUUAAAAAAAAUAUCAAAUAGACUAACAAAUGGCAUUAUGGGCGUUCGAAAUAUAGUACUACAAAACAGAAGAAUAGUAUUAGAUCUAUGGAGAUAACAAUUAAUACAGACUUGCUAGAUAUAGUACAGAAAAGAACAAGAGAAACAUAAAAAAGUUUGAUAAAAUGACAAAAUUAAAAGAUUGGCUAUAUAAUCAGACAUGGAGGUCUAUUAAAAUUGAUUAUAAUGGAGAACGUUACUGGGAAGAACCUCUGCAAAAAUACCCGGGCUGGAAUGUAUACAACAGAAGCUGAUAUAUUGGCUUAAUAUAUUGGAACAGAUCAUGAAAAAUCAAAAAUGCGAUUUUAUCGCACUUAUUAUACGUAUUUAUUACGAAAAAGCAGAUGGCCGAAACAGACGAAGUGAAGCUGCAAACCAAUCUGUGAAUUGAUAUAACAUGAGAAAAAGAAAUUUAUAUUCAAUAAACCAUUUGAAUGUUGGGUACCUAUAUAGCGUACAAUGAAAGUUUGUGUAGAGGUCAAUGCAAUAAUAAUAACAUUAAUGGCUUUAAUAAAAAAUUAAAAAAAAAAACCUUUCGUCAUCAUAAAAUGAUACUCGCUGUGCUAUCAGCCCAUCGGCCGCAUCGUGUACUCAAAUUGAUAAAAUCACCGAUUCGUUAUUCAGCGUAGUCGUAUAUAUAAACACAAUGUACGUUUUCAUAAAAACAUAAAUUCUUACCUGUAACAAAAACGUACAAGACGAUAAGAGACAAAUAAUUUUAACAAUAGAUAAGUAAUUAAAAUAAUAACGGAUUAUUUUUGUAAUGCCACCGAGAUAAAACAAAUCCCGAAAACUGCGACAUAUUGAUGAUAUUUCAUCUUUUCAUUUUUUUUUUCACAUUUAUGAAUUUAAAUUGUAUUUUUAUACUUUGAUAAUAUCAAAGAUACGCUUUAAAUAUGCUUUUGAACCCAAUGGGUAUACAAAUAACCGCGCACUAUUAUAAUGUUACGUAAGUUCGCACAAUAAUAUUAUGCGCGAUUUUUCGUUUAUCGAAAUCUUAUAUCUACGAGUUAAAGGGGCACGGGCGGAAAAUAAUUAUUUUAUAUUUCCUUUGAACACGUUUAUAGAAAGUUGUAGGUAGAUACUGCAACUGUAAGCGCAUAUACCGGUCCAAAUUGUUCGUGGAAACUUUUAAAACUAUAAUAUAAAGUUUCCGGGUGCUUGUGAAGUCACACAUCUGCAGCUGUAGAAAUGUGAUUUUAUCCCCCCCUACCAUUUCAAUAGUUUUCCCGGAACGAAAAUGUGAGAGGGAAAAAACUUUUGUUGAUUUAGUUAUGAAUAUACGAGUAGCAACACCUAUGUGUGAAAACUCUAAAUAUAUUUUAAAUAUUUUUUAUUAUACGACAUUAGCAUGUCGACAAUGAUCAGCCGACACAUUGUAUUUUAUUUUCGAGUAUAGGUAUGAAAACAUUUAAGUUACACAUACUGCGGGUACAUCAAUGUUAUUAAUUUCUAAAAGUGAUAUAAUACCCAUAAUAUUUUUUAUUUGUUUGUUCAAUAUAAUUUAUAGGUAACGAUUUGAAAUAUGUAUACGUUUUCUUUUUUUUUACGAUAUAUGUUAGUAAAACUUAUUCGACCAAAUGCUCAAAACUUGAAUAGGAGAAUAUUUCAAAAUCUAAAUGAAAGGCACGAUUAAAACUCUUAACGUAGUGAGAAAUAUAUUCAUUUUACUACGAUUUAUUUUUAAAUUUAAUUUUAAUUUUUAUAUUUAUUAACAACUUUUGUAUUGAAAAUAUUCCUCUAAUUAACAACUAUAAAGGUAGAUUUCGGUGGUAAAUGCUAUCUAGUUGGUGUCUGUUUUAAGGAAGUAAUUUUUUAAGUUUUCUAGUAGUUUUCAUAUUAAAUAUGUAGAACAACUGGGAAAAAAGCAAGAAAAACGAGCAAGAAAAAACAAUAAAAGUGGAAAUAUUUACGCAAUAAUAACGGUAACUGUUAUUUUCGAUUUCACUUUUUUAUUGAUAUUCAGUGAACCAAUUCAUAAGCCUGAAAUAGAUUUGUCUAGAUACGAUACAGUUUUCAAAACAUUUUCCAGUGAUUUUCGAAUUAUUUAUCUUCAUUUAAAACUGUCAAUUGUUUUCGUUUAUUUGGUUAUAUGUGGAUACAAUUUUGUAGGAGACUCAAAAGUGCACAACAAUUUGAUACAAAAUUCACUGUAAGUUUUUCUUGUACCACUAAAAAAAUAUCGAAAAUCCGUAUUCACAUACGUAUUUUUUUUUUGUGUUUAAAAUUUAAAUUUUGAUGAAACUCGUUAAAACCAAGGCAUUAUUUUGUGUAUUAUUUUCAUAGAGUCUACAUACUUUGCCCCACAUCAAAAAAAGCCGUAUGCAAUCGUUUAAUUUGAAGCAAUGUCGACAGUUCUUAAAAGAAACAACACCAUUAAGAACUAGGAAUAAAACAUAAAACUAAUUAUUUCUGCCCAAACUUGUAUUUUACUGGCGAAAGUAGAUCCAAAAAAAAAAAGGGGAAUGGUCCUAUGUAACCCUAAUAUUAGGCUAAUAUUAUAUAUUCGGUUGGGUAUACAUUUCAUAGUUGAAUAAAUUAUAUAUUCGAUUAUAAUUGAUGUAUUUCAAUAUAUGACUAUGAGAAUAAAGAUUUUAAACAAAAUUAUAUUAGAUAGUUACAUAAACACAUGGUAUAUACAUGUGCUCAAAAUAUAUACAACGCGUGACGCAUCCAGUUGGUUUUUACCGGCAUCGAGUGAGUAGCUGUUUUAAAAUUGUUUUUUUUUUUUUUUUUUUUUUAAUUGUGUUCUCCUCGACGUUAUAUAAUAUAGGUAAAAUUAAUUAGAUUUGUAGAAAUUUAACUGUAUGAUAUACGAACUUCGCAUCGAUCAAGUGGUAUAAAGUAGACCGGCACUGUUUUUGACGGGUCAAAAAAGUAUUUAAUAUUAAAAUUCAAGAAUUGUAUUUUAUUAAAACGUUGAAACUAUAAAAAAAAAAAAUAUAAAUAAUACUUUUAUAACGAUAAAAAUAUUCGAUAUAUGUUUACUAGAACCUAUCUCAUUUCGUUUGAAAAAAUAAAAAUUAACAUUUAUUUUUUUUUCAUAAAAUAAAGUUAUAUACGUUAUGCAUAAGUAAUAUAUAAAUUCCACAUACAACUUGAAAUUUAAAAAUAAAAUGUCUAAUACUGGAGACGGGUGCGACCGCUGUUGUAGGUGACUGGUGGGGAAGGUGGGACACAUUAAUUUAUUUAAUUUACACCUGUAAUCAACGAUAAACCAUUGAUUACAAAAAACGUUUUGAAAGGCCGUACAAUUUUUAUCAAAUAUAAGUUUCUGUCAAAAUUUCAAGUCUUUAUGAAUAUAAUAAACUAAAUGACAUUAAAAAAAUAAAAUUGAAAAUAAUAAAAUAAUUAUGUUUGUACAUAUUCCCGUAUUUUCUGAAUUGUUUUUCGAUUGUGUGGCUCGAUGUUUUUUUAUUGGAGCAAUAUGUAUUGUAUAAAACAUAGGCCGUACAAAUUUAAAAUAUUGAAAUCGUAACGCUGCAAAUUCGUCAAUUUUGUUUCUACAUUUUUUUCCGAUUUUGUCUAAUUAUUUAUAAAACUACAGAGAAUAUAAUAAUAAUAAAAAAAGAAUAACUUACUCGCAAAUUAAAUAAAAAAUUCAACAAAAGAGGUCUCUUUUCGUUUAUCUAUUGGAGCAAUAUUUAUGGUGGAAAACAUAAGCCGUAAAAAUUGAAAAUAAUAAAAUCCUAUAAUUCGUCAUUUUUGGUUUCUCUUAAUUAUUAUUAAAAAUACUUUAGAUAUCAAAAAACUACUUUUUUUGUCAGUAGCGAUAUAUUAAUAGGAACAAAAAUGAUCUUUUGUUAUUUUUGGUGUGGAGUAAUAUUUUUGAUAGAAAACAUCGUGUUAAUAUAAAACAAUGAAAACGGUAACGCCAUAAAUAUUUGCAGUAAUACAUCUAAUUUUCGUUCAGUUUUUCCCGAUUAUUUCGAAAACGCCUUUGAAAAUCAAAUAAAUUACCUCUUCAAUACACCAACGAGAGAAAAUUACCUUUCAUAAGGGUAUAGUAUAUACUUCAGAGCAAGAUUUUCUGGUAUGAAAGUUGUGCUAUGUGGUCAAAAAAAAUUGAGUGUAAUGUAGGAUUUUAUUGUAUACAAAUUUUAGUAUAAAAUUUUUAAUUAAAACGUAAAUAUUACAGCUAUUCAAAACCUGUAUAACUGAACUCCUUUCAGAAUCGUAUUCGUUGGCAAUACAGUAGCUGUACAUUGCGUACAGAUAUACAUAAAUUCCCCUCUAUAUUGUACCUUCCCAACUUCUUUCCUCCAACAGUGGCCUACACAUCGUGAUAAAAAUGUCCAUCAUUUAUUUUUGUUUUUGAGACUUACUUCUUGCAUUAAUUUAGUUUGAAAAGUGAUGUGUGGGGGGGAAGAUAUGAAGUCCCCUUCGAGUUAGGAAUAUUUCAAUAAAUGCAAGUUGCUAAAUUUUUUUUUUAUAUCUUACAUUCUCUUUUUAACUUUUCCAACGACCAAUGUAGCGAUGGAUGGACGUGGUGAUACUAGACCAGGAUAGAUAUUAUUUGGUGUACCUAGCGAAUUAAUGGCAAAGGAUGAAUGUUACAGAAUUGCGAGAAAAAGGAGACAGUUACGGUGGUGGCAAAAACUCUUGAAAAUGCAUUGUGAUACCAGGAAGUGAAAUAAUGAGAAGACAUUUUAAGGAUAGACAAAACGAGUUACAAUAAGAAAAUGUCGAAAAUACCAACUGAACAAUGGGGUUUUUUUUUGUUUUUACAGUCUUUUACACAUUGUUAUACUUUGCGUUUAUUUUCAAACUCGUGUCCGAAACAACAAUAAAUAUAUUGACGGUUCGAAGUAUAUAAAUAGUCGUUUAUAAAAUACCUAUACAAAACACGGAAUAUAUAUAGUUUAUUAUUUAUAACUUGUAAGCGUUUAAAGUUUAGCAGAGUGGACGGGUGGGGGGGAGGGGCGAGAGAUAUACAGGUAAAAUUUCUUGGAUCGUAAAAUAAUUUCGUCGUUGUUUCGCGCUAUUCUUAAGUUCUUAGUAAACUUUAAAACUUUAAACGCUUAUAAAUAAUAUAAACCAGCUACCGGCUAGUAUUCGGCGCGAUAUUAUUUAUAUAUAUAAAUAUAUUUUUUGAAAAAAAAUAUCGUAUCGUAGUAUGAUCGGAUUAUCAUUUCAGUGAUAUUUAUUGAGUAUAUAAUCCCAUAUGUUGUUGUUCGUGUCUUGUUAUCGGUUAAAAUUGUUUUUAUUGAUUGCAAUUUAAAAUAUAAUAUCUAUAUUAAUUUGAUACCGCUUGUGGGUAAGCCUUUGUGUUGUACUCCUCUGUUGUGGGUGGACAGUAGGGAAGGUAAUAUUUAAACUGUAAAAGGUUAUUUAUUUUUAAUACAGAGUGAUCAACAUAACGUUAGACGCUCAUUAUCUCGGAAAGAAUUGGUUUUUUUUCGAAUUUGUUUUAAGACGUUUAAGAUAUACAUUACUUUACUAACCGUAAGUGGUUUCCGAGAAAGAAAAAAAAUAUCAUAACUUUGUAAAACCGAUAGCUUCUUUGUUACGUUCAGAACAUUAUUUAAUCGAUUAUAAAAUACCUUAUGGACAAAAAUCGACACCUUUGCGGGUUUUUCGGAAAAAGCUGGAAUUGACAAAUUUUUUUUUUAUUACCUAAAUAAAAUAUUUAACUAUCUAUCACUCUGUAAAAAAUCAUACGAAAUUUAGACUCAACAAAAUUAUUCAUGAUGUUAUAAGAUUUAGAGCAAAUUUAAUAUUUGAGUAGGGAUUUUGAAGCCUUUGCCGGUUCAGUCUACGAAAACAUAAAACAAAGAAUGACGCAUGGUUUUAUUUUGAUUUUUUAGGAUAUAAUUCGAUUUUAAAAUUUGUUGAAUGUCUUUUUAAAAAGCCGCUUUUAACCGAGUUACGUAAACUUAUAAUAUCGAAAAUAAGAAAUUAAAAAACCUAUCUUAUGGUUCCUUUUUAAUGAAUUUUGUAGGUGCUCUGCAUUUUAAAUGCUUUUUCUGUACAAUCAAAAUAAAUUACACAAACGGUACAUAAAAAUAUUGAUUUUUGUUUCUGUUAUGAAUGUAAGUACACACAAAACAAAGCAAUUAAAAUCGAUAGACCUCGAUAUAGUUGUUAAAACUGAUGAGGUUUUAUUUGAACUGAAAAAUAACCAAUAUACAAAAAUAAAAUAAUAAUAAUGAAAGAAAAAGUAAAACAUUUUUUUUUUUUUAAUCAUUGAAUCGUUGGUUUAUAAAUAAUGUUUCUUUAUUAUUAUUGUUUUUUUAACCGGAAUGAUUUAAAAAAUAUAAUACGUUAAAAAAAAACAGAGAUACUUUGUACUAUGAGCGGGCCACUGUUAUGCGUGAGUGGAACCAAUUAGAAAGGUUGGAUAUAGGAUACAUAAGGCAUUAUAUAUAUAUAGUUGAUAUACUAGAUAUUAGAUCAUAAAUCAUUACGAUUUUUUUUAAAAUUGGGCCAUUUUCAAGUCGUUUUAGUUUUUAUUUGCUAGGUAUUUAUUAUUUGAAUAAAACUGUUUGGCCGAACAGAAUUGCUUGACAAUUCAACCCAAGGUUUAGUGUAGGUUGUAUUUAGUGGUGAAAUAUAGUUGAGCGUACCUAAUGUAAUAAUUUUUUAUGUAAUAUGUAAAUUCAAAUUUAACAAAAAAAACAUUAAAAAUAACGGCAUUUCAAAAACGAACUUCGCUCAAAAUCGUUUUUCAUUAGCAGUGAUUUAUCGUUGUGUAAACAUAUCGAAUAGAUAACUUCAUGUGCUCUUACCUUCCCAAUUUCAUAUCUAUACACCAGCGGCACACCCGUCCUCGGUAUCAGCUCUUUUUUUUUCUACCAGAAAUCUCGCAGCUCCGAAUUUCAAGAGUUUUUUAAUUACGCAUACCUACAUACGCAUUACGUAAGUGCACAUCAUCCGAGUCCUUAAUUAUUUGUAAUAUUGUAGCCACGCUGCACAGUAUACUUUCAACUUUUAAUUAAAUGUCGCUUAGUUAUUAUGAAAAGCUGCACAGCUGGACUCGCUGCAGGUAUGACGUGCGAACUUCGUUCAUUAUAAAAUUAUUUGAGAAAAAAUAUCCCAACAUACGUCUGCGUAGUUACGAAAACACAGCCAUUUCCCGUUUUCAAAUAUUCAUAAGAACCCGUAAAUACAAAAUAAGUUAUCGAUAAAAAAAAAAUAAUAAGGAAAAAAAACCGAGACUCUAGGCCAAAGACGUAAGUUUAUAAAUUCGGUAUCGGGUUCUAAAUUAGGAUAUUAUCGUUUUUGGCUAUAUACUUGACAGCAUUUAUUUUUAUAUUUUCCAAAACUAUAAACAACAGUGUAUCCGUAUUGUGCCAUGCCGGUUGCGCAGAGAAACCGUUCUUAUCUCGGCCGAAGUGAACCUCGACCGAUUACUAGAAUGGACUGUAUAGGUGAUGUUUGACAUGGAGGAGAUAGACAAGGUUACCAGUAGUCUGAUAGACAACAAAGCGAAUGUGCGGAUCGGGAUGAAACACCGAGACAGGUAUAUUGGUGUGAAAAAAACAAAACAAAAAGAAUGGUCAUACGUAUUCGUUCAACCAGACGAUUCGAUUAAAAGAGAAAAGCGAAAGUGAAAAAAAAAAUGAAAUAAAUAAUAUCACAAUAACGAAAUAUUGAUAACAGCGCGGCGACAAUGUUACAAUAGGUUAUUUGGUACGGCCUGGUUACCUGCGAAUGUGAUUAGUCCGGGUGAACUGAUAGCGCGGUGACCGCGGCGAUAACCACUGCUGUCGGCCAAACGAAUGCGAUUGGAUCCCGGAUCUGCGCGUGCGGGCGCGACCUGUACGCGGUGGUGGAAGAUGGCGGACGGCUAGGCUCCGAGGAUAAUGUUCCGCGAGCGAUCGCGUGUGCGUCGAAAGCGUCGGGCCGGACGCAAGUCGUGGGCGACCCUCGAACGAGCGAGAAACACAAAUAAUGUCCGAACGUGGGUACGGCGGCGGGUACCUCGGGGAUACGGGGUGGUCGAUAGGUAUCGAGAUAUAUGGCGCGCGGCCGAAAACGAACGGCGGCACUACGCGGCCUCGCGCACGUACGUUCCGGUAGACCGAAGUCGGUCGGGGCUCGCCGAGGGCGGACGGUACAGGCGAGACGGAAAAUGCCCGGCGGACGAUGUUACGUCGGCAUAGACGGCGGUAAUCCAAACGGUUAGGUAGAAACGCACACGCGCGACGGCGUCGGGUCGACGAGACGCGGGCGGUCCGGCACAAGACGAAACGGAUUCGCGCGCACGGCGAAUACCGAUCCGGUAUCAGCCGCGACACGAGACGUCGCGGCGGCAAUACGAACGGGCGCGCGGAAUCUUGAGGUUUUGACGAUGGCGGCACACCGGGUCGUCCGGACGGUUUGGCGAAAGCGCGUUUCGAACGCACAACGAGGGCGGAACGGCAAAACUCCCGCGGACACACGGACAUCGCGUAAACGGACGAACGGCGACAACGGACCGACGGCAGGCGACGAGCGCGACACGGCGCGCCCCCUCCCGACCAGGUCGCGGUCGCAACUUAUUGGACCGCGAUACCGGGGUUUUGUGACCGGUUGCGAUCGCGCAAAUAGGCCGCGCGCGCUAAAUUCAAAUCGAACCUAAAAAAUAAUUGUUUGCUGAGGAUUAUUAGAAUUUCUUGUUGCAUAGUUGUAAAGUUUAUCCGUAUGUACAGUUUGAAUUCGUUUUUUUCAUUUGUCGCUAUUUUCGCUGUUCGCCCGACGCACGUACAAAAUAAUAAACAAUGAAAAACCAAUUUCGAUUAAAUUCAAAACGAUCGGCGAUUUUAGUGUGAGCCAACCCGUGGAAGACGACAAGAGGCCAAAGAAAAAGUUUCUCCCGCUUACAGAGUGGGCUCAAGGCAAAGGAGAAUAAAACCAUCUGUUUGGAACGUUUUGAAAUAAUGAACGGCAUAAUCGCUAAACGACUACUAUAAUAUAAAAGUUUUUUCAAAAGAUAUUAGAAGUUCAAAGGAAAGCAUAUAACUUGAUUAAAUAUUAAUAACCAGCUGAUUUGCCGGUUGGCUGUUACACUUUCAAAAUUACUUUAGAAAGGUUUAGAACCAAACGUAAUGACGUCAAAUGGAUUUCGGAUAUUCUUACGUUCAGCGUCUAACUGCUCAUAAGAAAGAUCUUUAUUUUUGUUCCAUAAUAUGUUUAUAAUAUUUUUUCAUAAUAUGUUCGUGAAUUGUAACUAGUACCUAUUUCAUAAUUUGUGUGUGUGAAUUUAAUUAGAAUUUAAGCACAGGUGUGCAGCUGGCCUGUUUUCGCGCCGACAAUUAUAUUGAUAGUUCUAUUAUUUAUUUAUUGUUAUGCCAAAAGGGCAAUUUUAUUCCAAUCCGUGUAUGUACUCAUGUAUAUAUUUGUAUCGUAUUAUUAUGAAUUAAUUAUAUGAGUUAUUAUUUGUGCCUAUUACUGAUUUCGUAAGUAAUUAUAACACUUAAUUACCGACAUUUUGUUACCAUUUUUUCCAACUAGUUAUAAGUAUACAGUAUACAUUCCUAUCUAUCACACCGCAUACUAAGAUUCACUGGUUUUAUCAGGCGAACCCGAUCAUUUCCAGUUAAACUUUGUGGUCAGUAGGUAAUGCAAAUAGUGUCCGGUGGUUAGUAGAUAUAAAAACUAUAUCCAAAACUUAAUAUCUGGAAAUGCGAUAAACUAGUAUGAGACAAUAUUUUGUUAUAACUGCAGCAACGUCUCUUCAAAUUUUAUGUUCAAAUAGCGUUUGUUAUUUUUUCCUAAGAGAAACUGUAUUAUUCAUUUAACGACAUAUAUACGUACACGAAUAUAUAUAAUUUCAUAAUAUUAGGUUUACUUUUCAUCAACAAAAAAGCUGCGGGCCAAUUGAAUUAAGUAAUAUUACACGCAAAUUGCAUUAUUUUGUUUUAAAAAUAUAUUAUUGGUUUAGAGUAGUUGUUGUAAACGCUUUAAGUAAACAUUAUCAAUAAAUAGGACGAAAAUUAACGAACAAAAUAUAAAUUCAAGUUCAUUUUUUAAUUUUAAAACGAGCACUUCAGAUACCCGAAAAGUUAGAAUUUUUUUUUUUUGGGGAGGGGGAAGGCGAGAAGUGUAUGUUUGUAUUUUUAACACGAUCAUUACCAUUGUAUUAUUAUUUUUAAUGGUUUAUUUGUUUGAUUUAAUCGAAAUAAUAUGUUAAUUUCGAAAUAUAUCUUUGAAAUAAUAAUAUGAAAAACGAAAAGAAAUUCCAUGCGUGUUUGCAUGCAAAUGUGUUAUUCAAUAUUAAUUUUAGUCCAAUAUCGUUUUUCAGCCACGUAAAACGAGUUUUCGUGUAAAACGAUAUUGCUACGAUAAUACGUAAACAAAACCACGUUGAAUAAUAUUUUAAGUCAUAUUUCAUCACGUACAGUACCUACUUAUAUUUUAUAAUAUUUAGGUGAUCGUAAAAACACCUAUGACCAACUGAAACUCACAAGAGACACAUCCUUGAUACUGACGCCAUGCAUAGUUCCAUUCGGGGGUUGUAUAGUAGCGGACAAAGCGUAAAAGAUAACUUCCUCCCGCAACAUGGUGAAGUUUAUAUAUAAAUUUAAUCCAACUUUUAUCACUUCCGUCCGUCUAUAAAAAAAACUCCCGGGUUUGAUUUUAAUUGGUCGAUAGGGAGCCACUAAAAGUGUCCAAAAAUCGCGAUAGAGUGUAACUAAAAGAUCGACCAAAAAAUAAAAAGGGAAAAAAACAAUGUUUGGAUAAUAAUUAAAUAAUAAUGAAACAAAAGUUCGGACAUAUUUCCCAUCUUGCAGGUUAGGCAAUCUUUGUUGGUGGAUAAUCGAAGGUAAGAUUAAAUUUUAGUAAUUUAAUUUAUACACCAAAAAUAAAUACGCGGCAAUUCUAUUGUAAAUAAAUAAAUUUAAAUUUAAAAUCAAGACAUUAUACACUACAGGCCCACGAAGAUAAUAUAACCCUUGAAUAUCUCCUGAGAUAAUAAGGAUAAUAAAAUUCUGUUUUUUUUUUUUUAUAUUACUCACAGUUAUGAGGACUACAAAUAUUAAUAUUUUAAUUAAAUUUUUUUUUUUAUUAAUAAAAUUAUUUUUUAUUUUAUUAUUUUUGGAAAAUUUUAAGAUAACCGUUUGGUAUAUCUUAUUUUUUUGAAAAUUUUAGUGUAUCACACAUUUAUAUCCGAUGAAUAGUUUUUAAGUAACAGCCGUUUUAAAUUCUUUUAAUUUGCGUGAAAACAGAUGUUAUCGCGUAACGCGGUUAGGCUAUUCCCUAGAGAACAUUGGUUUAUUAAAAAAAAAAUAAUUUAAUUAAAAUAUAAUUAUUUGUAGUCAUCUUCCCAGUGAGUACUAUGAAAAAAAAAAUACAGAAUUUGAUUAUCUUUAUUAUCUCUGGAGAUAUUUAAGGAGUAUAUCUUUGUGAAACAGCCUGUAUAGUCGAACCCCCGUAUUUCCGCACAGAUUAUAAUUUUUUUAUAGAUUUUUUUUCUCUUAUGAACCAUGAAAAUCGCUUCGAAUGCGCUAUUUGGAGGAGAAAAAAUGCAUCUCGGUAAAUAUAAUAUGACUACGCACAUGGAAUCUAACAUUAACAGUUAAAUAUUAUACAUUAUUAUCCUUGGUCCCAAGGUAACGGUAGGUUCCGUGAGCGAUAAAAUUAAAUAUAUUUAAACGGGUACUUUUGUAGAUUAACGGUGCUUUUGAACGUUUUACGGCAGAAAAAAGCCGUUCCGAGUAAAUACAAUUGAUAUUACAUUCACCGAAUAACUGAAACACGAAUUAAAUAAUUUUUUCGGGUACUCGAUCAACGAUAUGUUUAUUUAUUAUAUUGACAUAGUUCCGGUUUUAAUAAAGUUUAACAUAUCAAAUGGAAAUAAUAAUGUUAAUGCUAGGUACUAGAAUACUACUAAUAAUAAUAAUUACUACAGGCUGUCUCACGAAGAUAUACCACUAGUAUAUCUCCGGAGAUAAUAAAGAUAAUCAAAUUCUGUUUUUUUUUUCAUAUUACUCACUGAGAAGAGAACUACAAGUAAUUAUAUGUGAAUCAAUUUUUUUUUUAAUAAAAAAAAAUUAAAAACUAAUUUUAUUUUUAUAAUUUUUGAAAAAUUUUAAGAUAGCCAUUCUGUAAAGAUUAUUUUUCUGGAAAUUUUAAUGUAUCACACGUAUUUUAUAUCCGGUGAAUAGUUUCUAAAUAACAUCCAUUUUAAAUUCUACUAAUCCGUGUGAAAAUCGAUUGAAGUCCUCUUUACUGUGAGUAAUAUAAAAAACAGAAUUUGACUAUUUGUAUUAUCUCCGGAGAUGUACAAGGGGUAUAUAUUCGUGGGACAGCUUGUAUAAUAAUAUAGUAUAGUUAUGAACAACGGUUCUGUUAGAGAUAAAAAUAUUAUGCAGUUGUAAUAUUAUCGCUCGACCGACGCGUGAAACAAUUGUGCCAAAACUAUUUUUUACCAGACUGACAAAGGAGGAUUGAGUUUUUAAUGACUGCGUGUCAUCAGUAAAAUACACUGGAAAAAUACACUCGAGCGCUGUAUAAAAAACUGUAUACAUACUACUUUGAUACAAUGACAUUCACAAGACGUUAUCAACCGAGAUCGGUCACGGGUUUGAAUCUCGAAACUAUUAAAUCAUUUUUUGUAUAGUUUUACACGACUUUUUAAACAGCGAUGUACUUUUUACGUGGUUGGCUCUGUUUUUUUAUUUUUUUAAAUUUCAUUUUUAUUAUAUUUAGUUUAUCAGUACUGAGAUUUGUCAUACUAUCACCUACGUAAGUUUGUUUCACUCGGACAAUAAUACGGAAUAUUUCAGCCGAAUGCACUCAGAUCGAAACGAAUGUGUACAAUAACGUUUACAUUUGUUUCAAUAGAAUAAUCAACAAUUAUUUUUCAACACAUGCAGAUUCAAAUAUUCCUACUUCUUUUUACUUCCAGGUAAUUUCGACUUCCUCGGUUGUUUCUAUAUCUGAAUAAUCGCCAGAGAUUCAACCAUCAACUAUUAACUAAAAUAUGAAAGACAUUUUACUCGGAUUAUAUAUUUUCCUGUUUCCCAAAGUUUUUUUUUUUUAAAAAAAAACCCUCUCAUUUCGAUCAAAGUACCGCCCCGGCUGAAAUAUUUCGUGCUAACGUACAUUUGAGUGAAACUAAAUUUUCGAUGCAUUCUAAUCGCAUAUCUAUUUAUACUUGACGAACAAAACUACCGGAUGUAUUUAAAAUAUUGAACUCAAGUCGAAACAAUUAAUAAUAAAAAAAAUCCUAUCCUAAUCGUACGUGCACGUGUCCGCGAGGCGAGUAUUUUUAUUCGUCGAUAAUCGAGUCGAUAUAAAAUAACGUGGACGACGAUAAUGAUUUAUAUGAUAAUUUAUUAUUAUUAACAAUCUCCGCGAGCAGGUGUGUCUUCUUAAUUUCGUCAAUCUCAUAUUAUUUAGUAUGGUAAUGCAAUAAUAAUGAAAUACGUUUUCCAUACACCCAUGCAGUGUAAUAAUCGUCUACAGCGCAUUAAUUAGUUUCGGAUUUAUAAUUCGACCUGAAAACACAGCAGACGUUUCAAGACCCACCCAAAAGGUCAACCGGACAACAAUGAGCCGUUUACAAAGUCCUUUCUAUUACGAACGCGGUUUUUGCGGUACCAUAUUAGUCUGUCAGUCUCGCGGUAGGUACAUUAUUAAUAUCAAAUUAUAAUAUUGUGCCGUGACUAAACACAUUUAAAAACAUUGUCGUUUUCCGAUGUCAUUAUAAUAAUAUGAUUGUGCUGUUGGUAAAUAAAGCGGGGCCAAAGACGAGCGUUCGUUGAUUUCGGAUUCGGAUUCGGGGUAAACUAUAGAAACGAAGGUCACCGCGUGCAGCGUAUAUAAAGCUCGAAGGUCAAAAAUUAUAAAUCGACAGUCGUAAAUACCUAGUUUUCAUGUAAAUGCACGGGCGAAGAAUAAUAGUGGACGACGGAUCGGAGGAAAGCUUUAACAGCGGGGAGUGCCACAAAAAAUAUGGUUUUAAAAUACUACACUCCUCCUUUUUAAUUCUACCGACCCGAACCGUUAAAUAUUUUAGAUAAACGAAAUAGGUAGUAAUUAGAAUAACAGAAAAAAAGAAAAUAGAGAGCAAAAGAGCUCCAUCACUAGAGUUGAAUUUUUCCCCACCCAUUAUGUAGCGUAGAAAUAUUCAUAGUAAAACAAUAAACGCACAAUUUGAUACUACUUCAAAAAAAAAAUUUAAAAGUUUAAAGCUGAAAGUCGAGACUCCCAAAAGGUGCAUAUCCUUGAUACUAACGCUACGAUGUAAAUAUACAAAAUGUAAUCCUCCAAACUGGUUUCAUAUGAGGUGUCUGUAGUGGUGUUCAAAUUUUGAAAAAAAAAUCAUCUUAAUCCCCAAAUAACACGGUGAAAUUAAUAUUUAAAUUAGCUUUUAUCACUUCUAUCCCACCCUAUAAAUUCACUCAGAUUCUCCAAAAGAUUUUAUUUCUCAUUUUUGUAGACAUAAGACAGAGAAUCUAUUUACGAGACAUUUUUUUCUAUCCUUUUACACUUUAUACAUUUGUUUUUUUAUGAAGUACAGUCAUUUCGUUUGUUUCUGGACUUAUCUGUAUUUUAAUACAAGUAUCUAUUCGGAUACUUCUUAAAAUUUCUAUAAACUAGUAGGUGUUAGAAAGAAUAUUUUGUUUUAUUUUUUUAAAUCUCAAAUUAUUACAUAAUAUAAUUAUUAAUAUUAUGGUACAAGACGACUAGUACUACCUACGGGAACGCGGGGCUCAAUUAGUGUAGAUUUUUAUCGCGGGAUUCAACCGAGAUAAAUAUUUGAAACAAACUUGGCGUGUGGGAAAUAUUUUUCGGGUGAAGUCCAUCGAUUUCCUAUAGUGACCGCCACAAUCUUAUGAACAAAUCAGUAAUAAAUUGCUAAUUAGUCAUUACACUUCAAAACCGUUCUUGCUCUAUGGUUCGAAUGUCUUACGCAUCCGACCGCCCACGACUCACACACAAAUUUCGGUUGAGGUACGGGCCUCAAAAAACCGUCCUCGCUUCGCUACUGAGCCUGCAGACUCCAUUUUUCCGUAAAAUUCGGCGAUAACGGUAUACCAACAGUAUAAUAUUAGACGUCGUGAUGUCUUAAAUCAAAACCGAACAACUUACAGAGCCGCAAAAAUAAAAUAUUACGCGCGCAGGCUUCGAUCAAUCACCUUUAUUGUUAAUAUUUUUUUUUUACACCGCCAUUAUACGGCGAGUAUUGUAUGGAGCCGGUACCUAAGGUAAUCAAGUGUGCGAAAUUUCGCAGAUAAUUCUGCGGGAUUUUAACCGAAAGAUUGUUGUUUUUUUUUUUUUUUUAAUUCGGCUUAUUAUAACCAUUACUAUCAUCGCCGUCCGUAUAUAUCCGUAUAAAUCGAUUGCGAUAGAGAACGAAAUCCGAAUAAUCCGACGAUUUUUCGACGAGAUAGAUUAAUUUUUAACAUCAUCCUGACACAAUGACGCGCCGUUCUAUGCGCUGGGGGAACCGAUGAAUAUUAUACAAGUUUAUCGAUUAGAAUGUUAAAACGUUACAUACUCAAUGUGCCGUUCGCUAAAUGACUCGUCAAUAUUCGUACGGUGUCGACGGCUAUCGUCGAUCCGUUUUGGUGUAGGUAUAAUAUUCGCGUCCAUUACUUCUAAAUACUUUGUGAAUAAUUAAUAAGUCGUGGCGACGAGUCCGUUAAUUUGUGUUCGAUAUUCGGAUUUUCAAUCUGGAUAUCAACGUUCUCGUGACAUACGAGGACAAUACGUCGAUUAUGUAAAAGACUCGUAUGCCGAUUUUACCGACGACGCGACGUUUUGAUUUGCGGAUAGUGGCGUAUUUUCAAAUUUUUUUUUUUUUUGGGGUGGAGGGAUGGAUUGGUGGAGGUUCAGACGGGCUUAUGAAAAUCGCGUACUUGGCUCGUAGUUUUACAGGGUCGUAGAAAAUCCAACGCGCUUACCUUACGCGAAUUUCAACUGUGUAAUAAUUAACAACAUUGACAUUUGUAUGAUAUUCCGAAUUUUUCUUCGCGGGUUUACCGAUGAAAUUUGUUAGCCUAUAGUGUAAAACGAAAACAACCAAGUUGAAUGUGAUUUCAGAGCUAAAUCUAAUGACCAUUCCAGUAUUUUCGAAGUCUUCUCGUAUUCCCGUAAGAAUUUCGGAAGAGUUAUACAAAAGUCAACGAAAUUUGGAAAAACCGGUCGUUUUUUUUUUUUUUGUUGCAGAACAAGCCUAA
This is a messenger RNA of Cinara cedri, 19549 nucleotides long. NCBI's taxonomy places the organism in Eukaryota, Metazoa, Arthropoda, Insecta, Hemiptera, Aphididae. The record is from the annotation of a GenBank genome assembly.